GCCAUGUGUAUCAAGCUUUUCCUAUAAAUACCCAUAUCCAUCGUAAGUUUGUAACAGACCAUAAGCAACAACAGCCAUGGCCAUACAUAAAUCUCUCUCCCUUGCUUUCCUCCUCUUUUUCCUACCAUUUCUUUCUUCCCAUGCAACAUCAUCAUUUGCAACAGCAGGACUGCCAGAAGCAGAGGCUCUCCUGAAAUGGAAAGCCAGCCUCUCACCAGCACAAGCUCUCCAUUCAUGGUCGCUUCCUGCUGCUAAUGCCAGCACCAACGCAAUCUCUCCAUGCAAAUGGACUGGGAUCUCAUGCAACAGCCUUGGAAGUGUAACAGAGAUAAGCUUACCAACUGCAGGCUUGCAAGGUAAGAUCGACAACUUGAGCUUCCCGUCAUUUCGAAACCUCGUUCAUCUCAAUCUCAGUGGCAACACUGUCACUGGAACCAUCCCAACACAUAUUGGCACUCUUCACAAACUCAUGUCCCUCGAUCUGUCUGCAAAUAAAAUAAGUGGAUCAAUACCUGUGGAAAUAGGGAAUCUUGUGAAUUUGAAUGAGCUAGUCUUGUCCAUUAACCAUCUAGAUGGUUCCAUCCCUUCCACUUUAGGGAACUUGUCCAUGCUUACAAUUUUGUAUUUAUUCAAAAAUCAGAUUUCAGGUUCUAUCCCUUCCACUUUAGGGAACUUGACAAAGCUGACAGUCCUCUACCUCCUUCAAAAUCAAAUUUCUGGUUCAAUUCCUCCAGAACUCGGGAAUUUAACAAGUCUCAAUAAGCUAGCACUGAACCAAAACAAUCUGAUUGGUCCGAUCCCUCCAGCUUUAGGUAAUUUGAGAAACCUUACAAUAUUGUCCCUCCCCAGCAAUCAAAUUUCUGGUUCAAUUCCACUGGAAAUAGGGAAUUUAAUGAAUCUCAAGGAGAUUGACAUGUCCUUUAACCCUCUAAUAGGUUCUAUCCCUCCUACUUUUGGAAACUUGACCAAGCUAACUUUUUUUGUCCCUUAUUUACUGUCAAUUAUCUUGUUCCUUGCCUCAAGAAAUGACAAACAUGACAAGUCUUUCUAAACUCUACUUGGGUGACAACAACUUCUCUGGAUACUUGCCUCCGUUAUGCCAUGGUGAAUCUCUUCAAAAAUUCACUGUCCCAAACAACCAUUUCACUGGUGAGAUCCCGAGGAGCUUCAGAAACUGCACCAGCUUAAAAAGAGUUCUACUCAAUGGAAACCGACUCACUGCAGAUGUAUCGAAAGCCUUUGGUGUAUACCCGCAUCUCAUAUACAUGGACGUCAGCGACAACAUGCUGUUUGGUGAACUCUCACCGAACUGGGGAGAAUGCCAAAACCUGAUGAAGUUCCAAUUCUCUAGGAACAUGAUCACCGGUAGAAUUCCUCAAGAGAUUGGGCAGUUGACACAGCUAGGUGUGCUUGGUCUUUCUUCAAACCAUCUAGUAGGAGAGAUUCCAAAGGAAUUUGGGAGGCUGACUUCUUUGUUCAACUUGACUUUAAAUGAUAACCAUCUUUCUGGUCGGUUACCGCAA
Magnolia sinica is the source of this 1523-nucleotide messenger RNA. Its product is annotated as probable leucine-rich repeat receptor-like protein kinase At1g35710. Bases 77 to 1051 code for a protein of 324 amino acids. Lineage: Eukaryota; Viridiplantae; Streptophyta; Magnoliopsida; Magnoliales; Magnoliaceae. The transcript has 2 exons. The record is from RefSeq and is a predicted model, not a curated record. Gene Ontology annotation, molecular function: protein binding.